Molecule: messenger RNA, 6071 nt
Organism: Columba livia (rock pigeon)
Lineage: Eukaryota; Metazoa; Chordata; Aves; Columbiformes; Columbidae
Gene: FLT1
Product: fms related receptor tyrosine kinase 1
Exons: 30
Coding region: 273-4256 (1327 amino acids)
Biological process (GO): multicellular organism development; positive regulation of kinase activity; protein phosphorylation
Cellular component (GO): signaling receptor complex; plasma membrane
Molecular function (GO): vascular endothelial growth factor receptor activity; ATP binding; growth factor binding
Source: RefSeq, a predicted model, not a curated record
UAAAUCAGCGGCGCUGGGGCUGGCUGGUAAUUGAUGUCCGCGAGAGGUGAAGCUGGCAGGGCGGCUCGCAGCGGACACUCCCUUUCCGCGGGCCGGGCCGGGUAGGGGAGGGCUUAGGGGCUGCUGGAUGUGGAUCCCGCACCGCGCUACGCCGUUAUCUCAGCCACCGCAGGAGGAGUCUGAGACCGAGGAGAGCCCGUCGGAGCCCAGCCGGCGCCUCUGCCUCACUGCCGUCGGCAGGGGAAGAGCCCUGCGCUCCCGCGGGCAGGACCAUGCCCCGCCAGCUCCUCUCAGGGACCGUGCUGCUGGGAGCCGUCCUCCUGCUCGCAGGAUCUAGUUCAGGAUCAAAAUUAAAAGUUCCUGAGCUGAGCAUAAAUGGCAUACAGCACGUUGUUCAAGCAGGCCAGACUUUAAAUCUCACCUGCAGGGGGGAAAUGGUUCAUUCAUGGUCUUUGCCUGAAACUCUAAGUAAGGAUAGCAAAAGGCUGAAAGUAAUUAAAUAUGCCUGUGGAAAGAAUGGAAAGCAGUCCUGCAGCAGUCUGACCUUGAGCAGAACUCAAGCAAGUGACACUGGAAACUAUAGCUGCAAAUACCCAACAAGUCCAGCAAAAAAGAAGAAGGAAUCUACAGUCUAUGUAUUUAUUAACGAUACAAGCAAUCCAUUUGUAGAAAUGCACAGUGAUAUACCAAAAAUAAUACACAUGAUUGUGGGAAGAGAAAUGAUCAUUCCAUGCAGAGUCACAGCACCAAACAUUGCUGUUACUUUAAAAAAGAUUCCACGUGAAACCCUAAUUCCUGAUGGCAAGACAAUAAUUUGGGACAGCAUGAAAGGCUUCAGAAUACCCAAGGCAACCUACAAAUUCAUAGGACUCCUGAGCUGUGAGACAACCAUUGGUGGACACAAGUAUAGCACAAAGUACCUAACACACCGAGAAACCAACACAAUUUUUGAUGUCCAGUUAAGCACUCCACGUCUUGUCAAGCUGCUGAAAGGUGACAGCCUGGCAAUUAACUGCACUGUCACUGCAGCUUGGAACACCAGAGUGCAGAUGACGUGGACUUAUCCUGGAGAGGCACGGAAGAGAGGUUCUAUAAUGCAGCGCAUUGACCAGAGGAAUAUAGAAGCCAACAUUUUUUACAGUAUCCUUGUUGUUGACAGAGUGCGUGAUAUUGAUAAAGGCCAAUACACCUGUCACGUUAAGAGUGGGCCAUCAAUCAAGGCUGUUAACACAACAGUCAUUGUUUAUGAUAAAAUGUUCAUUAAUUUGAAACGUCGAAGAAAAACUGCGCUGGAGGCUGUAGCUGGAAGAAAAUCCUAUCGUUUGUCAAUGAAAGUGAAGGCAUUUCCCUCUCCAGAGGUUAUAUGGUUAAAAGAUGGGCUACCUGCUGCUGAAAAAUGUGCCCGAUACAUGGUUAAAGACUAUUCAUUAAUCAUCAAGGAUGUUGCUGAGGAAGAUGCGGGAAACUACACUAUAAUUUUGAGCAUACGACAGUGGAACUUGUCUAAGAAUCUUACAGUCACUCUUACAGUAAAUGUGAAGCCCCAGAUAUAUGAAAAUGCUGUGUCAUCACUCCUUGAUCCCAAUCUGUAUUUAUUGGGCAGCAAACAAGUGCUGACAUGCACCGUGUAUGGUAUUCCUCAGCCUAAAAUUACGUGGAUGUGGUAUCCCUGUAGACAAAACCAUUCUAAAACAAGGCAUGGCUUUUGCUCUCACACCAAUGGAUCUUUCAUCCUGAAAGCUGACAGCAACAUAGGAAACAGGAUCCAGAGCAUCACUGAGAGAACAGCUGUAAUAGAAGGCAAAAAUAAGACUGCUAGCACUCUCGUUGUAGCUGAAGCCAAGUCUUCUGGAAUCUACAGCUGUGUGGCAUCCAAUAAAGUGGGAAAAGCCAGAAGAAAUGUCAGCUUUAUUGUAACAGAUGUACCAAGUGGAUUCCAUAUUAGUUUGGAAAAGAUGCCCAUUGAAGGAGAGAAUUUGAUAAUGUCCUGUUCGGCCAACAAGUUCCUGUACAAAGACAUUGCUUGGAUUUUACCAAGGACAGUCAACAAUCAAACGAAAGCAAAAAGGUCUCUCUCGAAGGAAUACUCCAUCACCCUCACUCUGACCAUCAGGAACGUUUCCCUGGCACACUCGGGCACCUAUGCCUGCCGAGCAAGGAACAUAUACACGGGGAAAGAAGUGCUUCAAAAGAAAGACGUUACAAUCAGAGCUCAAGAGGCACCAGCCCUGCUUCGGCACCUUAUGGAUCAGACAGUGAACACCAGUAACUCUGCCAUGUUGGAGUGCCAGGUUCGUGGCAUCCCAGAGCCCCAGAUAUCCUGGUUUAAAAACCAUGAGGAAAUACAGCAAGAAUCAGGAAUAAUUUUAGGGCCCGGAAGCCGAAUGCUGUUUAUUGAAAGAGUAAAAGAGGAGGAUGAAGGACUUUAUCAGUGCAUAGCCACCAACUUAAAAGGGUCCGUGGAGAGUGCAGCAUAUGUCACAGUACAAGGCACAUCAGAGAGGUCAAACCUGGAGCUAAUAACGCUGACCUGCACCUGUGUGGCUGCAACACUCUUCUGGCUGCUGUUGACCCUCUUCAUUCGCAAGCUGAAGAGGCCUUAUUCCUCUGAAAUGAAGACCAAUCAUUACCUGUCAAUCAUAAUGGAUCCUGACGAAGUCCCCUUAGAUGAGCAAUGUGAACGUCUGCCUUAUGAUGCCAGCAAGUGGGAGAUUGCAAGGGAAAGGCUUAAACUAGGGAAGUCUCUUGGACAUGGAGCUUUUGGAAAGGUGGUACAAGCAUCUGCUUUUGGAAUUAAGAAAUCACCGACAUGCCGAAUAGUUGCUGUGAAAAUGCUGAAAGAAGGGGCCACAGCAAGUGAGUACAAAGCACUGAUGACUGAGCUGAAAAUCCUGAUCCACAUUGGUCAUCAUCUGAAUAUUGUGAAUUUGCUGGGAGCAUGCACGAAAAAUGGAGGGCCUCUGAUGGUGAUUGUUGAAUACUGCAAAUAUGGGAAUUUAUCAAACUACCUGAAGAGCAAGAGGAAUCUUUUCUGCCCCAACAAGGACUCCUGUCUGCAAGGAGAACCAGUGAAAGAGAAAAAGGAUAUUGAGCCAGUGGAAGGCAAAAAACAAAGGCUGGCCAGUGUCACCAGCAGUGAGAGCUUUGCAAGCUCUGGGUUCCAGGAAGAUAAAAGUCUGAGUGAUGUGGAGGAGGACGAGGAGGAUGCUGAUGAGCUCUACAAGUUGCCGCUCACGAUGGAGGACCUGAUCUCUUACAGCUUUCAGGUGGCCAGAGGCAUGGAGUUCCUUUCCUCAAGAAAGUGCAUUCAUCGUGACCUGGCAGCCAGAAACAUCCUUUUAUCUGAGAACAAUGUCGUGAAGAUCUGUGAUUUUGGCCUCGCAAGAGAUAUUUAUAAAAAUCCUGAUUAUGUGAGAAAAGGAGAUGCUCGACUUCCUCUCAAGUGGAUGGCUCCAGAAUCCAUAUUUGAUAAAAUCUACAAUACAAAAAGCGAUGUGUGGUCCUACGGGGUCUUGCUGUGGGAGAUAUUUUCCUUGGGCGCCUCUCCUUACCCUGGAGUCCAAAUAGACGAGGAUUUCUGCAGCAGACUAAAGGAAGGCACAAGAAUGCGAGCCCCGGAGCAAGCGACUGAGGAGAUCUACCAAAUCAUGCUGGACUGCUGGCGAAGCAAUCCUAAUGAUAGACCAAGGUUCUCCGAGCUGGUGAAAAAGCUGGGUGACCUGCUGCAAGCAAAGGUCCAGCAGGAAGGCAAAGACUACAUACCCCUCAAUAGUAUAUUUACAACAGAAAGUGGGUUUCCAUCUGCAUCCGAUCCUUUGUGCAAAGAAAAUUUUCCUGUUACAAGCUCAAGCUGUGGAAGCACUGAAAAUGUCAGAUAUAUAAACACUUUCAAAAUAAAACCACCCCAGCGCAUAAAGACAUUUGAAGAGCUUCCCAUCAAGGAAACACGUGUAUUUAAUGAUUACCAAGCAGACAGUGGGAUGGUGCUGGCUCCAGAAGAACUGAAACGCUUCACCUGGACAGGCAGCAAGCAGAAACGGACACUUUUUGGCGUGAAAGGUGCCAGCAGGAGCAAGGAGUCGGUGCUUUCUGGAAUAACCAAGCCAAGAAGCUUCUGCAGUUUCAGUUGUGAUCAGCUCAGUGACUCCAAGCGAAGAUAUACGUAUGGUAACACGGUGCUGGAGAAAAUGAAAGUGUGUCAUUCGCCCCCUCCAGACUACAACUCCGUGGUGCUUUAUUCUCAGCCGCCCGUUUAAGCACUUCUAGGCCAAGAUUUAAACACGUGUUUAAUCCAAAAAUGUUUUUCUGAAACACUGUCAGUUUAAAAACUUUAACCCAAAUAAUUUUAAUUAUCCUAAAAUUGAGAAAGAUAUCAUUGGCUUAAUCUCAAUUAUCUGCUUUUCUACAGACUGCAACAAGCAUAUACAAACUAUAGCAAAAUACUAAUGCUUAGGCCUUGACUUUCCCAGUGUUGAACACCAACAGCUGCCACCAAAAUUGCCCAGUGCUUCUGAAAACCUGGAUGGUCAUCAUUGCAGAGAAAACCUGGUUGCUGUUUGGUCCCUGGUGGUAGGAUGGUAUUUCAUACUGUGGUCACCCAGCCUCUGCUCAGCCCCGGUGUUCUGGUUUGGAGAGGCAGCUGGGAGCCUUUGGGAACCCUGCUAUCAUAGCCUGUGUAGUGUUGGAAAACACAGGAUUCUUCAAAGAAGAGGGAAACUAGAAACAGAUCAUGCUCUACAGUUUUUAGUGAGAAUUCUACUUUGAGAAACUUGAGGGAAGGCUGACACCCCGAGGAAGCAGGACUAGCUAGCUGGGGAUGGGGCAUUACAUGGCUCUUUCUGCUCUGGAUAGCAAGCACGGUAAGGUGUCUUGUGAGGCAAGAAUUUCAAAUGUGUGUUGCAAAACACAAUUGGCAAGGACAGAGGAGAACUAAGAUCAGAGCCAGGGCUGCAACAACAGGGAAUACAGAUCAGUUCGGCUUGGACAAGCCUGCUGAAAUCAAGUAAAUGUUCUUGAAGUCUUGCACUUUGUCAGUAUGCCAACACAGACACUGGAACCAAACCACAAGCUAGAUAUGUUAAAGCCAAGCUCCGUCCACAAAACCUCGUGGACCUUCUAACACUGCACUGAUUACAUUUUAUUUAUGGGAAUCUGUCUGAAAAGACAGUAUGGCUACUAAGCUGCAUAUACUUUAAUGAAUCGAUCACUAGAGAGUUUUAAGAGAUUAGUUAGAAAUGACAAGACAAUUUCCUUUGAAAGUUAGGGCAGCUUUUCUAUGAAGACAGUCAAUUUUCCAGGUUAGUUAUCAGUAUAUAUGUACAGGAAUAAAAAUGUAUCAUUUAUUUGCAACAGACUUUUGUAUGAAUGAAAGGCUAUGAAUGUUUGUUUGAGAAGCAUAAGGAUGCACCAUCCCCUUUCACUUUUGAAUGCAAUAUAAAAAUGAGAGUUGGCCAUUUAACACAGUAGCGCUGUUGUCUUCAAACUCAAAUACCACUGCCCAAUGUCAGCUCCUUUUGGUCCACUAUAAAUAUAUAUUAACUCAAAUGCUACAUAUGAUACAGUUCUGACCUCUUAAAACUCAGCUUAAGAGCUGUGACUUUAAUCCACUAACAGACUUGAAGGCAAAUGACCUUUUGUGUAUUUACAAACAAAAAUGUUCUUGGACAUUCAAGUACAAGAAAUACGUACCACUACUUAUAAGCUGUGUAUCAAUUCUAGAUCUUCCUGGCCAAGAGACCAUCAGUUUUCAGUAUUUAUUGCACUGUCUCUUGCUGAUAAAGUAUAUUUGAUCUUGAUCAAAACAAAAGAAAAUUUAAAGAACUGUUAUCUCCAAUUGAGCAAAGAUAUUUAUGGGAUGACGCAUCUCAAAGGAAAUAUUUGCACAGUGUAAAUAUAUAAAUAUGCUUUUUUGUGCAUAAAUAUUUAAGAAAACUGGACUACAUAGAUUACUUUUAUACCAACCCCCUAAAUUUCUUUGGAUGUGGAUAACUCCUAUUUUGUCUUGCAUUUUCUGUCUUCAUAUAAUGUAUUUGACUGCUAAAUUCAUAUAAUAAAGUUUGCUUUCGAAAGAA